AAAGUUCUUCUCGAUGGAGGCGCCCACGUCAAUGCCUGCAGCGACAGCGGUGUAACCCCGUUGCAUAUGACUAUGCGAGACAUGGGCAGCCACCUUCGAUUGGCCCGAGUACUGCUCGAUGCAGGAGCCAACAUCGAUUCACGCACGAAUUCAGGCUCAACUCCGUUGCACUACGCCGCACAAGGAAGGCACUUGGACGUCGUCCGAGAGCUCAUCAAUCGCGGAGCAGAUGUACAUGCUCGCCGUAUCAAGGACGGCUCCAUCCCUCUUCAUCUGGCCGUAGCCGAACCCUCCGUUGUCCAGUUGCUACUUGAUGCGGGCUCGGAUCCAAAUAUCAGGGAUCAUUCAAGCCACACGGCUCUU
This is a messenger RNA of Schizophyllum commune H4-8, 363 nucleotides long. Its product is annotated as ankyrin. Lineage: Eukaryota; Fungi; Basidiomycota; Agaricomycetes; Agaricales; Schizophyllaceae. The transcript has a single exon. The annotation marks the transcript as partial. The record is from RefSeq and is a predicted model, not a curated record. Gene Ontology annotation, molecular function: protein binding.